Bombus huntii is the source of this 1962-nucleotide messenger RNA. RefSeq lists its product as uncharacterized. Bases 154 to 516 code for a protein of 120 amino acids. The record is from RefSeq and is a predicted model, not a curated record. NCBI's taxonomy places the organism in Eukaryota, Metazoa, Arthropoda, Insecta, Hymenoptera, Apidae. The transcript has 3 exons.
CGUUGCUCUCGUAGAGGCCUCACCAAGCGUAUUGCUUGACUCAAGGCAUGUGGCCGACAGUUUACUUCGUGAUUUCGAACCGGUCGAUUCGUAGACGAUUCCGAACGCUUCUUCGUGAACAAGAUGAAAUAACAGAAGAACAGUUCGAUCAUUAUGGGGGUACGCGUUAGGAGUAUCAAUGACAGUCUCAGGCUCGCGUCCACGACAAAAGGAGAAGUGUCGUGGUCAACGACAGAGGAGCCUUUUACUCCCGAAGAAGAGGACGCGAUAGUAACACUGGUGGUAAUCGUGAUCGGUAUCAUAGUAGCUAUAGUGGUACUGUUUUCGAUGGGAAUUUUCAUCGAUUGCAAACACCAAAAGAAGGCCGUUUUAAAGAAAAAGAAGUUGAAAUUGAAGAUGCCACCGUUACCUCGAACGAGGAUGAGCCAAAAGGAGGACGCGAAAUCUUUAGCAGCAGAUAUGUGCCCAACCGGUGCCAGUGACGCUGGCUUAAGGACGCGCGAUGCCAUAGUCUGACACCUUUUGCGAUACGUCCAUCUCCAACGCGAAUGAGAGCCACUGGUAAUCUUCGUCGAACUUCGUCGUCGGAUCGAGAGCAAACGAUUUUCGAGAUAAUGGUAGGUUAGAAUUUUCAAAAACGAACGAAAAGGAAUUUCGCGACACACCAGGACGACGUCGGUGUUCGCGUUGACUAAAUGUGGAUGGAGCAGGCUUAUCGUGCUUGGAGUGGGACGCGAAAAAAUUUUGCAAACGGUGCAUAGCAAUCGAAGAAGUUCAUUAAUCAUUCGACGUCAUCCGCAUAACUGUGAUUUACAUAUUUCUAUUUAUCUUUCGAUCGCAUCGAUCUCUUAUCGUGGCUGCUCUGCAAAGUUUUUCCUCGCGAGGAGGAAACGUAAGAAGAAAUUUCUUAAAGAACUUUGAAGCUGAUGAAACAUUAUACGUACAGUCUCAGUGAUCGCUCGAAUUACUAAAUACUAUUCGUUCGAUCGUCUAAUCUUGGAAUCGUAAAAUACGAAAAAAUGCGAAUUCGAAUCUAUACGAAGGUAUGUGCAGUGGCUCACGAAAAUAUUCGAACACUACAGACAUCUUUUACGAAUAUAAUAUCACGUGCGUUAUAUGAAACAUUUUGAAAUUUCAUUGGCGUCGUAAUGAUAUUCUGCUAUCGUGAUUAUAUCGAUGAAGUUUGAAAUAAAUCUGAUAGUAUAUACAAAAAUUACAAGAUAUUUUGUACAAGCAUUUACAGAGUUCACAAAGAUUGACAUAAAUUUGAAACAGACGAAUGUCCAUUAUAACGAUAGGCCUAAAUAUUUAAUUGGUUCCUUUUAACGCUUAUUAUAUGUUUAGGACUAUUCAUUAAGGCUACUCGUGUCGCAUAAUUUUUAAACAAACACAUGUUUACAGUAAAUAUCUUGACAGUUGAUAUGAUCCAGUUUGAUAUAAUCAUGACAAUUGUGACUCAUUACACUGAUAAUAAAAUUUCAAAAUCAUUAAUAUAAUACAUACGAUAUAAUAAUGAAAGCUGUCAAUCUAGGAUAAGCGUUAAACACUUUUGCAAAUCACUAAACAAUUUUGCAAAUCACUAUGCAAAUCACAUUUUACCGCCAAUCGAAUCAAACAGAGUUGAAUAAAAUUGUAUCGAAUAUGAAUGUUUAUAUUCGUAGGUUAUCGUCAAGCGCUCUCCUAAGGUCUAGUCAUUCAUUCGGCCUUGUAACAACACGGUAAUUUUGUCAAUGCUUCGUAAAUCGAUCAGCGAUUAAGAAAUUCGCCGAAAAUAUUGAUGUUAAUCGCGAAUACAUUCCCUUAUCAAAUAAUUGUACGAUACCUGUUUACGCCAGCGUACUCAAUAAAAAUUGUAUAUUACUUUUAGACCAGCUAUCUAUUUAUACGCAUAUUACGUGUACAUACAAAAGGAUAAAUGUAUAUAAAUCUAUUGUCAAAAAUAAAAGAUUUUAUUAUCUUGCA